CUUCGAUCGUCUCUUUUGAUCAUGAAAACGUUUACAUCGAUGUCUCUUUGAUCCUCUCUUUUUAUAAUCUCCUCUUACUGUGCCGCUUCUGUCGUUGCAGUUCGUAGUCGAGACUUGAGAAAAAUGGAUAGCCGACGAGUAGAACUUACAAGACCUUAAAGACAAUGUACUAAUUUCAACGACUGAAAAAAAAAUACGUAAAAGUAAUACGGCAUUACCAUAGAUGACUGUGUUGACUCACUAUUAUAUUAAUAGAAUUAUAAGUAUAAAAAGAGCCAGACAACGUUAAUCAACAUUUAUAUUGUUACAUUAGUUGAAAGUUUUUAAGAUUGAUCACCACUAGCAACUACCCAUACGCAUACAUACCACAUGAGUGUCGUCUUCGUUUCGAGUGAUGGCCAUCCGAUGCGAUUAUAGGUGUGGAGUCGUCCGAUAGGUGCGCAGACCUUCCGAAGCAAUUAUUUGCUGUCGUGGUGCCACUAACUUUCGCUCCACCAUCCUUUUGCAGUGCGACGAAUUUCCCUUCCAUCCUUGAAGGACGAGACAGUGAGUAAAGAGGGGUCGCGCCGUGGGUGUCUGACUGUCCCGCCUGUACCUAACAGGCGUCUUUCUUCUUGCGAGUUAAGGUCAUGAAGAAUAUCUGUCUUGAUGAAUGAAAGUCUUGAGGUAGAGAUCAAGGGAACUAUUCCAUCCUUGUGCUACGAAAAAGCAAUUCCUUCAGUACUAGAACUUCAUUUCUCUAGCGUACCGUUGCUAAGAACAAAAGACUCCAACUUCUAAAAAAAACGAAGCAACUACAACUACUUCACUCAGUAUCCUUCUAUCAACUGUACUAGUGUGGGUCGGUGUGGAACUACGGACGGCGAGGCGGCUAAAAUGGUGACGCAACCUGAAGAUAUGCAGAUCGCAAGUGAUUUUUUGGGUGGUGAGCCGGAGGUAGAUGAGCGAGAGCGCCGAAUCUUAGAUUCGCCAUCUUCUAGUUCUAGCAAGACUACAAGACAAGCAGCGGUUGUAGUCAACAAGAAAAACGGCAGUCAUGAAGAGGCCCUGACGACCAAGAAAGAAGCUGAGGUCAGAGUCCCGGAACAUCAAGAACGAGAGCACUCUCCUUCGGUAGGGGAGACCAGAAGUGGACCUAGUCCUAGAAAGAAAGAGGAAAUAGAGGAUGUAUGGUGAUUGGCAUAAAUUUUUCUUGAGGUCGUAUGUUCCUUCUUGAAGGUGAAAAUUAAUUCAAAAAUUGCAGUUUCAAUGUUGAUACUGGAGGAACCUGCUCUGUAGUUGUUACGAUUCGUAGUGUAACUUUCAUACGAAGAAGAUAGGACUGCGGUUGAAGCUGCUGCGUUGGUUUCCGAGGAAGCCCUUUUGAAGACGCCAAUCGUCAAUAAAACGUGGACCCAGACGACUCAGCACACGUCUUAUGAAGAUUAUACCAUCGCUGUUGCCUCCUCCUUUGUAAUGCUCAUGAGUACGAGUAGUACUUAUAAAUAUCUUUAUACAUAAUAUACAUUUUGAUAGCAAGCGUACAACUCAUACACUUUGAUAGCAAGCGUACAACUCAUACGCUUUUAUAGCAAGCCGGACCCUGACAUCAUUUUUUUAAGCCUUUUUAAGGUCUGAUUCUUCUAGUUCUAAAGCUAACCGGCUCACAUGGCGACGUCGAACACCGGCUCACGUGGCGAUGUUUUUUCUGGGAUACCGGAAAACAAACCUGCGACAUCGGUACUCUGCCAUGUAAACUUUUUGUGUUCGUCACCAAAAACAAAAACAACACAGUGCAACUUGAUCAAUCCAUCUAUUUUGCUUAUGAUAUCAACAACAAAACAAACUAAAACUGAAACUUAUAAACUAUGUAUGUCAAAAAUGUCCGCGCUCGUUUCGACACGUCCAGUGUAAGAUUCGGCAGCGGCAGCCUAUCCUAUCCUAUAUAUAAUAUCCUAUUCUAUCUUUCUCAUUAAAUACAGAAACACCGGGGUUUGCGUGAGGGAAGUCCGCUAUCUAGGAAGCGACUACCCGUUGAAGCCUCCCCAACGGGAUCCCCGCAGCAAGCGUCACCACAGUCGUCGCCGAUAGAUGAGGGGAAAGAAAAAGUCAGAGAGGUUGUCGAAGUACGAUUUCAAAGACCUCUGGAUGAAAAGGAAAAACAGCAUGAAGACGCUGGUGCCGGUCCGGAGGAGGAAAUAAAUGUUACAACCCAUGUCUAUCAUUCGGUCAUCUUGCUCUUCUAUUUAGAAGAUACAGGGUGGCUGAGCGGCCUCAUUAACGUUAGUCAAGACGUAGCACGAGGUAAGUGCCAUGACAUGACAUCAAGGUCUUCUUCUUCAUUGAUAUAGUCGCCUGAUCAUGAAGAUGAAAAAUGAGCAGAUGAAAAUUGAUAAGUUAUGAGCACUGACUGGCUGACUAUACCAAGUAUAGUUGUGAUACAUUAGGUUUAAUAGUUCUAGACCAUUUUGUCUUCUUGUUGAAGUUCAGCUUCUAUACCCACGUGCCUUUUCAUUAUACAGGAGAGACAGGACCGUUUUCGCAGUGGGGAGAAAGAACUGGCGCUAGCGGCGACUUCGGAGGGCAAGGAUGAGGGAAGUGCGGUAGAGAACGACCAGCGGGAGCUCUCUGCGUCCAAAUCUUCUGUCCUUAUGAAAACACCUGUUGAAAGCACUCGGAAUCGAUCAAGAGAAAUGUAUUUUUUUCUGUUUAUGAAAAGUCCAAGUCGCAUGCGCAUCAUCUCGUCUCUCCUGCCUAAAAAUCUUGCUCUGCCGAUGGAUGUUACUCGGGGAGUCAGCUCUAAGUCUGAGGGCAAAGAAAGCAGACCAGAGGAAGUCGAGCAGCAGCAGGCGGACCUCGUGCCGCGGGCCGAAGAAGAACUGGCUUCGCCUAUUCUUAUACCAAGGGUGGACUCAGUUCCUGACAAACUGCCUAGUGGUACUGGCGAUCGUGGUGCAGAACACUUUAUGGAAGAACACGAUUCACUGCCUAGGGACAACGUGAGUCCUGGUACAACCCCAACAGAACCAGAAAAUGCUAAUUGCGCUUCUAGCCGGAGUAAGAUAGCUGACCCUGCUGGUGCCAAAGGUGAAGAUGAUAUUAAAAAUGUUGCUGCUGUUGAACCACAGAAGAAUAGAAGUUCUUUGGAGCAGGAGAACAGCACACAUGCACAAGAUAAAGAUGAACUCCAGACCGCACCUCAACAAGCAGAUAGUACGAGCAUCAAUCGUGUCGAUGAAGAAAAUACAUCAAACUACAAUAGCUGCGAUACUCGAAUUCCGACUACGACCAAAAGUGCUAGUGUUCCACCAGACACAAAAGUACGAAGUGUACACCAAAAAGAAUCUGAGCGCGCGACCACAACAAGUACAAAUGUACAUGAACAAGAACCAGUCCUGGACCAAGAGGAUGGGUCAUUUAUGUUCGCGCAUCCAGAAGGAGAGGAGGAGCUUAGUCUGAACAACGAGCCACCGACCAAAGCCUCCGGAUCUGCAACCUCAGAGAAGAAGGAGCAAAGAAGACGGAAGUCUAGUACUUACAAUAUCAACUAUUCGUAGUGUUGUACAUCUAAAUCACUAGACAAGGACAACUACCGUCUAACUCUAAGUCUAUGGAUGCCGUAAGGCGUAGGUCUAAGUCUACAUCUAUUAAGCACUAGACAACGAACAACUGAGGUGGAACAAUUCAUCUUCCUUGCUUAUCCUUAAUGAUCUUAAGUAAAUCUAUUCUGAUCACUUAAAUCUAUUCUGAUCCUUGAACUUAUUCGUUUUGUUCAAAAAAUCUUCUUGAACCAUCGGUGAUCGACUCCUUCGUACACCUAAAAUCCAGGCGAGAGUUUUGACGUGGAACUCCGUUUUCGUGGGGGUGGCGUAAACGUAGAGGAGAUAGCCGAGCAGCUACUUAAGCCUUUCAGUGAGAUAUCCGAGAAAAUCUCGCUUCGCACGCCACAUGAUGUUCAGGUAAAAAUUAUCCUUCAUGUUGAACACAGUCAAAACUCGCAGUUAUAGUACCAUUAUAAUGAUGUUGAUUGAAGCAGUCGUGGAAGGGUUUAGGGUUUAGUGGUGUUGGUGACCACAUUAUGUGACAUAGAAAUAAUAAUACUUACCCACAAUUAUGUGAAAUCGUUUCCUCGUCCAAUAAAAACAAAGGUUUCCUCUCUCGUAAUACUGAGUUGCUCCUCUGCUGCAGCACGUGAAAAAGUUUUGGCAAUCUAUAGUAAAGCAUGCUCUUCUUCUUGCGAACAGCGCCAAAAAGUUUCGGUAUGUAUGAUGCCACUCAUUGAUAACCUAAGUUAUGGGAAUGUCGUUCCUAAGUAGGAUCGCAAAGGGAAAACGACAUUCCCCUAUCGACAUUCUCAACGAGUGGAAACAUUCACGGUAUUCCUCCGCGUCCUCCCAGAGACGGCGUCGUCCCUGACUGAUGCGAUGGGGGUAAUGGAACAUGAAGGCAAACUACACGAAGGCACUUUGGACGUAAAAAUGCGAGGGACCUUUGUCAAAGACAGUGAAGGCGGCGCGGUAGAAUAUGAUCUCUAGUCGUCAUGGAAAUCUCAGGCAGAUUUCCGAAUGUAUUUACAUCAUCAUGAUCUCAAGUAGUUAAAUUUUUCUGAUGUUCAACAAUGAUGUUGUUUCAAAGAAGAUCGAUGUUGAAGGCGGCACGGUAUUUCUGAAUUCAAAUUUGAAUCUUUGACGACUUUGAUAAAAACUGAGUGUGUUGUUCCUUACGUACUAGGUCUUCGAAGAGUGUGCAACUGGGAGUGAGGAAUUCGAUUUCCGUGGGUGGCGAUUGCAGACAUUAUGGGUACCGUCAAGCCAUCUCUUAUGCCAUCUUUCAGUUUCCACUUCCUUGUUCUUUGAACAGCGAGAAGCUGAAAGAUGUUUCCUACAAGCUAUGGGUUGUCGGUACCUCUAGAGAGAGAAGUACCAGAGAAGAAGGGUUAUCUCCUAGCGAAAUCGUACGACUUUUUCGUCACUCCGCAACGUUCUGGAAGACGUUUUAACGGUGGCGCAGGUACAGCCCUGAACCCUACACUCAGUUGUUACUUGUUCUUGGUAAGCAAUUACAAUAUCUUUUUUAGGAUGUCGUAGGUAGAUGAGUCAGACGAGUUGGUACUUCCUUGCUCAUGUUGUAGUUACUACUUGUCGUCGCACUCGCAGCUCGUGAGGCUAGUACAGCAAUUCUCACAGCCUGUCCUCAUUGUCCUCCAAAUCAAUGUAAUCAAGAACAGUACAUUUGGAUACUUCUCCUCAUCCACCUCCAAACGCAAACCAGGUGCUCCGCAUAACAACCGAUGGCGCGGUCGACGGCCAAAGCCACGCUCUUACACAUACACUAUGCAGCAAGAUAUUCAAGUGACGGUGACAAAUGGUGUACGAAGACGCAGCGUCCGUCGAGAGAGAAAGCCACACACUCUCAGUCUCUCGGAAUCCCUCUUCGGAAAGGACGCCUCGGAUAGUCCACAAGGUUAUGAGUUUUGACUUCAGUUGAUUUUAUUAUGGAGUUGUGAUGUUGUGUUUUAUUAUGGAGUGUGAACUUUAAAGUAUGAGCAGUUACAACUAGGUCUAGGAGGUCUAAGACUCUUAGGUCUACGUCUGGGAUUAUAUAUCGUAAUCGCAGUCGUGGAGGUCCUCCUGCUUAUGAUCUUCCAUGAUCAUACGUAACUUUCAUACCGACGACGAUGACCACAAUAAAGCAUCAGGGAAUUCGUUUCUGAUCGAAGCUGCUGUGGAGAACAACCGCUCAGCACUCUGUCUUUCCGAUGCAAUAACGACGAAAAAGAACAGCUAUGAUUAAGCGUAGGUUAGCGUUAAAGGUGUUCUUGUUACCGUUUCUUAUGUCUCUCCCAAGGGAGACGGGCAUAAGAAACACGACACACACAAGCACCAAAACCCUACCUCUAAUACAAUCAGGGAGGAGGUUCACUCGUCGUCCCACAAGUAGAACAGCUGAACGCGAGCAUUAACAAGAGCCCUCAGCAAAAUCUGCAGAAGAACAAGCCGCGUUCUAAUCUUCAAAAUCCAGGUCCUAGAGGAGGAGGCACUUCCAGGUUGGUGAACUCGACAACUACAACGAAUACCAUCAAUGUUGGAAACUACUACGCGCAUAAUUCAAGGAACCACAUCACGAACAACAUCCAACAACCUCGCGACUUUCAUCACCGCUUUAAUGCUAACAAUGGUUCUGGCAAUCACAGUCGCCACAAGAUGCAGGCUCAUCUGACCUAUACUAAUAGAGGCGGUCCUGGGGAUCGUAGAGCAUGCGUGCCACCUCCACCUCAUGAUAUGACACAGACUGGUCCAAUUUCAAGUAGUAAUGCUGGAACAAAACUACAGCAGUCGCAGAUGAACCAAUCUUCUAGCAGAAUGAUGUACAAUAGAAACAACAGUUUUCACAAUGGUGGCGGGGGACAAACGAAUUAUAAGGGGUUUGUAAGGGGACGGGGAGGCGAUCACGACCAUGCUACACGAAAUUUUGGACGAGGGGAUUCGUCGAGUUCUUACGACAAUCAUGUGACAAAAGUUUCACACCUCUUUUUAGCGAUUCAUAUUUGAUUUUGAAUUUUGAUUUUGGCCUCCAACUCUUGUGCGCGAUUUAUUGCAUUGUGCCAUCAUUGCUCCUCUAACCUCUCCAUGACCAUCACCACCAGACCCAGAGCAGAGUUUUCCAGUGGGCGCGAGGGCCUGCAGCAGUGACGGUGGUUCAAGGCGAGCCUCGAAGACCGGCACCGCGAAGUCAGAAUCGCUUUAACGAUGCUGUUCCACCACUCGUCAAUCGAACUAGAGAGAUACAACAGGUACCAGAUGAGAUGGUAAGCGUAUAACCUACCCUAAUUGGUAUGAGUACUAGUACUUAGAUGUAGUGCAUCUCCUCGUCCUCGGACGACAUAAUCAUGAUCAAGAGAAAACUAAAAUAACUUCUGUGCGUAACAUCUUCGACUAAGUGAUCAUACUAAACAACACACUUGUUCUGCAGGGAACAGCUGCUCGUAUUAAUCAUCCGAAUCGCCAUGCGACUAAUCAUCAGAAUGCGAAUCAUGGAGCCUCCUCGUCCAGAAACAUGAUCAAUCGUGGUCCUCCAGAAAAUGGCACACCAUGUGGAGGAGGUCUUCAAAGCCCCAACCAAAUUCCGCUUGUUAACAGGGGCACUGGAGUUCAAAGAGCCUUAUUCCAGCAAGGCAUUGACGGGAGAUCGGCUUCAGGGGGUACUGUUUUUACAAGAUUAUUUAGUUACUCGACUUGUGUGAUGUGCUGUCUCUACCUUAUGUUAGUCGUUUUGUGGCGGGUACGUGUACAAAGUAAAACGUUGCCCGAGUAGCAUGCUACUCCUUUGCUUAGGCUCUUGUGGGGGUGCUGAGAAAAGGAUAAGUAACAUCUUCAGAGAGCAGUAUCUCGGUUGAAGAAAGUACUAGUAGUACUUAUAGCAUAUUGCUACAUUAUUAUAUACUCAUCAGGUAGUGGCGGUCGACUUUUCCGCUUACCUCGUGCAACGCCGCUGCAGCAAGACAUGGCUUUCCUUUUUCGGUAA
Messenger RNA from Amoebophrya sp. A25, 7503 nucleotides. The record is from the annotation of a GenBank genome assembly. NCBI's taxonomy places the organism in Eukaryota, Dinophyceae, Syndiniales, Amoebophryaceae.